AUGGUGUGUCUACAGAAGGCAUUCGAAGGCGAAAAUUUGCCAGCUCUCGUCAAUAAAAUUAUGACGGGUACAUAUGCCCCUGUCCGUGGUCCAUAUUCGUCAGAAAUCAAGCUGUUGAUUCGGGAACUUCUUCAGCACGACCCUGAAGCUCGUCCACGGGCUGCUGAAGCACUGCGAGUGGCAAUCAGUCGUACACAUGCUAUGGUUCUCAGCUAUGAUAACGAAAUUUUUGCAUGGGGAAGCAAUGCCCAUGGGCAACUGGGCCUCGGCGACACUAAAGUCGUGUCCCUUAGAGGAAGAGACGUCCUCUCUAUUGGCGUUGGAUCAGGCUUUAGUGUGGUGCGUUGCGAUCGUGGAACUAUUCUUGCUUGUGGCGAUGCCCGUAUGGUAGGGCUGGGCGGCAAUGAGGAUGUCACUCGACCAACGCUGCUUGACGAUUUAUUGCGGGUUCAUAUUUCGGAAUUAGUAUGUGGAAUGGAGCACUGUAUGGUGUUAACAGAAGAAGGCGACAUAUAUGUAUGGGGAAAUGGUGAAGAUGGUCGACUGGGAACAGGCAAAUCUGAAUGGGUAACCACCCCUACAAAGAGUUGUGUCGUUGAAGGCGUUCGAGUAACCAGUUGUCGAGCCGGUAUAAAUGCCUCAGCUUUAUUGACCGAGGAUGGUAGAUUACUUGCUAUGGGUAACAAUCACUACAACAAAUUGAAUUUGGCUCAGCGUCAGGGCUUCUUCACACGGGAACGAAAGGUUCACCCUUGUAUUGUGAGCUGUACAACUUUUUUAGAAAAAACUUUUUUUCAGGAUAAAUUUUCCAAUAUACUUGUGCCAACGAUAGUCAAAGCUUUUCCAAAUCGCGUAAUCGAUGUGCACCUUGGGGAAUUCCACACUGGAGUUCUCCUUGAUUCUGGUGAAGUGUACUUCAUGGGUAGGAAUACGAACUUCGAAUUGGGUCUGGGCAACUCACAGCCUCAAUGUGGUUUGCGGCCAGUAAAAACGCUUCUUACCAAGGCAUGUUCGAAACUGGCUUGCGGUGACGGAUACUCAUUGGUGGGAACCACGGACCAUGAACUCUACUUCUGGGGUUGCAAAUCGAUGCCCAUUUUUAAUGAUGUUGUAACAUUGCCUUCACUUAUUCUGAGGUUGGACAGCGGUGACUCUGAGAAGGAGAUCCGUCUAUCGAGUAUCCAUGUCUGUGGCGGUAAUACAUAUGUGCUAGUGGACACGUAUGAAGCCUUGGCAGCGUCAACGUCUCGCAAAGUUUUUCUUCGAGGCGCCUCCGCACCCGUUAUACGAGAGGACAAAGACGACAAAGUUCAUACAUGGCUAAGGAAUGAGCUUGAGCAAGCAGAAGUUAUUCCAAUAAGGAAGAAUCAGGUAAGGCGUCUCCACUUGAAAGCAUCUUCUGAUUCGGCAUUGAUGCGAGAAAUCGAAGCACUGAAGCAGCAAAUCAAGGAGCAGUCCAAUACUUUCGAAGGCCAUCAAGCUCAAAUGUCCAAGUUGCAGGAAAAACUCGCUGAGCUGCAGAAACGACAGGCCGAAUUGAGAAAAAGUGAGCCACCCCCGGCGUAUGUACCAAAAGCUCCGCUGAUUUUUGCAGAGACAAAGAGUCGAGCCUGCACUUUAUUGUAG
Molecule: messenger RNA, 1626 nt
Organism: Haemonchus placei
Lineage: Eukaryota; Metazoa; Nematoda; Chromadorea; Rhabditida; Trichostrongylidae
Source: the annotation of a GenBank genome assembly